GCCAUGACGAUUACGACGCUUCACAUGUUCAGUAUGAAACUGCAGCUGUAUCACUUGCUAACUAGGAUGUAGUAUUUUACAAAUGACAGGGAAAUGUGUUUAACUGUUUUAUUUAAUUUAAUAGGAACACGUCUUAAUUAAAAGUCAAAUGUACUUAAAAUAUAGCAGAAUAUGAACUGGGGCUACAAGUCAAUAAAGUACAUCGAAGUACGAUGGUGCUGUAGGACUACCAUCGGUAGACUACAGUAUCGCAAUAAUGUAGGCCUAUAUAUCUAAAGCAAAACGAGUGAAACAAUAUAGAACGUAAUCGGUUUGUUAAGAUCGUUUUCAAUACCGACGUUUGCGAGACGGACAGACAUUAACUCCUAAAUAAAAGAAGGCCUGUUGAAAGAGGUUAUACAUCUUUACAUAUAACAUGGACCCGGAGCUUCGUUACAUACAAAGUGUGAGGGCGGCCUUCAACCCUGCCUACACUCAGCUGGCAACGGACGGGCUAUACCUGGCCAUACCCCAUACACGCUGCUCCGUCGGUGUCUGGAGUCUGCAACACCUGUCUUUUAAGCCUCUUGAACUGGAAGGUCAUAGGAAAAUACUGACAAGUAUCUCCUUAGGAAGUAGAAGCUCCCCAAAGUUGCUUUGUUCAGCUGCAGAGGACUAUGUGAUAGUGUGGAACCUGUUAAAGGCACGCCAGAUGGUUGACAAAGGGAUGCAGAUACGUGGUCAGAUCAUCGGAACAGCCCUCGGACACAUCCACUACUGUUCCUUCAGUCCUGAUGACAAACUUGUGGCUGCUUGUUGUGGAGCAGAUGUCAUCAUCUUGGAUGCCAGUCCUCUUGAACUGGAGGGUCAUAGGAAAAUACUGACAAGUAUCUCCUUAGGAAGUAGAAGCUCCCCAAAGUUGCUUUGUUCAGCUGCAGAGGACUAUGUGAUAGUGUGGAACCUGUUAAAGGCACGCCAGAUGGUUGACAAAGGGAUGCAGAUACGUGGUCAGAUCAUCGGAACAGCCCUCGGACACAUCCACUACUGUUCCUUCAGUCCUGAUGACAAACUUGUGGCUGCUUGUUGUGGAGCAGAUGUCAUCAUCUUGGAUGCCAGUACAGAGCAUCAUGUAGCCACAGUGGAGGGUCACACUAGCAAACUGACCAGUGCCCAGUUCUGUCCACACUAUUCUGCCACACUGGUCACCAUAUCAGAGGACAGAACAUUUAAGGUGUGGAAUAUAGAAGAUUUUAGCCUGAUUUAUCAGUCUCCGAUCCUCACAGCUUCUCCCUUCAUCAGCAUGGCCAUGAAUCUCACUCAGCCACAGGUUGCUAUAGGAACAGCUGAUGGUCAGGUGCGAGUAUUUGAUUUGACAGAUGGAAAGGGGUUUAGGCAGCUUCAUCAAAUUGGUGUUGACAAAAUUGUGAGGAAACAGAAGACUGCCCAGCAGUAUUCCUCAACAUCGUCACCAACAGGUCCAGUGACCAUCAGUAGUAAGCCCACAUGGAAGAGGGUUGACCAGAAUGAGAUGGAGCCGGUUGGUGACCAAAGUUUGGAAGACGAAGCUGAGGCAGGCUGCUCAGUUCUAGGCCUUUACUUCACAUUUCUGCCACAAGGUGGCGUUGAAGUUGAUAACUCAUCAAAGCCUGUGUUUCUACAACACAAAAGCACCGUGGUACAAGACCUUCUGAGCUCCAGUCCUAUGCUGGUGGUGGGGACCACAGGAGCCAUGAUUCAAAUCAAUGCCAAGACACUGGAUGUGUGUAAAUUCUGGGACCUCCAAGAUCCAGUACAGAUUGACAAUGGACUUGUCACAGAGAACGUGUCUAUAAAUGCUGCAGGUGCCGUCUACAUUUCUCAGGGUGCCAAUGUACAAAAGCUUUGGUGUAUUGUCUGCGGCCAUUUUCAAAACACAGUUCAUAUUCUGGAGUGGUGUCAUGGUUCGGCUGUAGAUGAGGUGACCUCUGACCUUGACAACUUGGAGGUCAGUGAGCAGGGAUCUAACUUACCCUCAUGGGCGGUGAACAGUUUGGACACAAAUGACUUACUUACUAUGGCCCAGAAAGCAGAUGAACUUACUGUUCUCUCCAAUGUUGCAUUAGCUGAAAACUCACCCCUUAGGUCUGAGCUUGUAUUUAAACAGAAAGAGGACACAAGGACAAAGAAACAAAAAGGUUAUCUAACUCCAAACAAGAAACCUGGACAACGUAUUGAAGAUCAGCCACUGACAUUUAAAACCAACGUCAAGUCCUCGGGAUACACUGCCUCUCCAAGGAACACUAUGUUUAAACCAAGGACAGACUUCUCCAGUAGUGCUUCAGCAGCCAGCAGAGGACUACCCAAAUCAGCCUCAUCUGGAUCGGUUGUUGGGAAGAUGAACCAGAAACAGUACCCAACUGACUGUUCCGCACCAUCAGUGUUACAGACCAAGAUAAAUGUUGCUGAACGUCCAACACCAAUCCACUGUGUCCGAUUCUCUGAUGAUGGUCAAAGUCUGGCGUGUGGGUUGGCCAACAAGUCGGCACAAAUGUUUUCCAUGCCUUUGACUGGUAAAGGAUCUAGCUAUGUGGGACAUGACCACACAGUGUCGUGUGUAAACUGGAGUCACGACAGUAACUGGCUGAUCAGCUCCUCAGACGACAGGACGGCGUGUGUGUGGGGGAAAGGACGGGCCGAACCUCUGAUGACCUUUACCACCACCGCCAACAACCUCUCCGUCGACAAGGAGGGUGCUCAGCCACAGAAACCUAGCAAGGACAACCCUCCUUUCCCCAGGGAGGUUAAAUUUGGCCGUUUCUACUACAUGGACAAGUUUAUUCUCCUCACCUCAGGAAGUACAUUGUUCAUGUACAAGUACCAUCUGGACCUCACCAAACAGGACAUUAAAAGAUACCUAAGUAAAAGUAGAUACAAAUUGGUGACAAGUUUUAGUUUGGAGACGCAGCAAAUCACGGCCCUGUCAGCAGUCAAUGGUUUUUACUCCUACCUGGUGCUGUGUGCUGGGACUAACAAAUGUAUAGAGAUACAGGAUAUGAAUGUUGGUCAGACAGUGCGUACCAUGACUGAUGUCCACACAAAGCCAGCCCAUGUCAUCUGUCAGAAUGAGGGAUCCACCUUCACCUCCCAUCCUCCAGACGCGUAUAACCUCUUUGUGACGGCUGCUGCAGGGGAUUGUAUCAAACUGUGGGACAUCCGUACCAACAGAUGUGUAAGGAGAUAUGAAGGUCAUCUAAACAGAGUUUACCCAUGUGGUGUGGAUCUCAGUCCCUGUGGCCGUUACCUAGCAACGGGGUCAGAAGACAGAUCAACAUACAUCUAUGACAUCAGAACUGGGACGUAUUGUCACAAGCUGACUGACCAUACAGAUGUGGUGUCUGAUGUUGCUUUUCACCCCAAAUAUCCACAGCUUCUGUCAUGUUCUUUGGCUGGGAAAUUAGUGCUUUAUGCAGACAAGUUAUCCAGCUGAUAAUGGGUAUGUUGGUGUGUUACAUAUCAAGUAUUGGAGUUUGGGUUAUCUGCCACAAGGACUUGGAACAAGUUAUAAUGUAUUUAUUACGACUUCUCAUCAACUUUGACAUUGAUCUUAUCCACACAAAAUAUAAGGAUUGCACACAUCAUUUUCUGUCUGUGAGGUAGCCUGCCAAGAUACAAGGUUACACCAACAUGGACCAGCAAGGUGUUCUGACAGCGAGACAAUCUACCCAGUUACAAGGAACUGAAGUGUUAACUGUCAAAUUGUCUUGGACUGUGGGAAAGUGUCAGUUACCUCCUACCUAGAUAAGAAAAAUUGUGAUAAUGAUCUGAUGAUAGCAAUAGCAUUUGAUGUCAAUGUUGUGACUGUGAUCUAGUCUACUCGGAUACAAGGACCAGUGGUAUGGACUGUCAAGGUGUUCAGAGACCUGUCUACCCAGAUAUUAGGCUGACAGUACUAAUAUUGUUUUUAAUCCAGCUAGAUACUUGAUAGUACUUUGCAUUAGUUAUAUUCAAAUUAUGAAAAUUUAAAAAGGAAGUGAAACAUUUUAAGAAAUUCUCAUACAUUGUAUCACCUCUGUAUCUAUGUAAUAUGUCUAGUUUAACCGUUGUUUAAUGAAAAUCACCAAUUUGUGCCUUCAAUAACUGAAAUAUGAAAAUAUCAAUACUUUAUUAUAAUUUCACUCAUUAAGUUUACCUCUUUUGAUUAUAUAUAUGAGAAUUUCAAGUUUUCUUAGAUCUGCAUGUGUUUCAAGUAGAGCUUUCUUGUUGCAAAUGUGACUGGAGGCUCAAAAUUAUCAAUUUGAACCAUGUUUUAAAUUUUUAACAGAUGCAGUUUUAAACAGAGGCAGUGAAUAACAUUUGAAUACAUUGUAACCAAACCAAACUUAGUUAAAACUGUAUAUAUACACAACCUUACCUUUCGUCAGUUAGUAUCUGUACUGGCAUGGGAGUAAACUGGAAUAAAAUGUCUGUUAGAGUGAGUAUCUGCAUUGAUAUAGAAGUAUAUUGGAAUUAAAUGUCUGUUAGAGUGAGUAUCUGCAUUGACAUGCAUGAGAGUGGAUGAAGUAAGAGUAGGCUGAAGUACUAUACAUGUAUUUAUAUAUGAUAUAAAUUUCUGUUGAGGUAAUAUUUUUGUAUACACUUGUCUAUUUUACAACUCGUCAAUCACUUUAGCAAUACAUAUUGAAAUCUACUACAAUAUUUAAAGCUUGAUGUGUGAUCAUAUGCAAUAUAAUUUAUUCAAUGCAGGUUUAAAGUGAUUUUUCUGCUUUAAAGUUUGAUUUUGUAAUAAAAAUGAAAGUUGAAAAAAUCAUAAUGAAAGCAAAACGGA
Messenger RNA from Mizuhopecten yessoensis (Yesso scallop), 4783 nucleotides. Its product is annotated as WD repeat-containing protein 27-like. The coding region runs from base 416 to 3445 and encodes 1009 amino acids. Gene Ontology annotation, molecular function: protein binding. Lineage: Eukaryota; Metazoa; Mollusca; Bivalvia; Pectinida; Pectinidae. The record is from RefSeq and is a predicted model, not a curated record. The transcript is spliced from 25 exons.